GCUUGCUUACUACAACUAUGGCAGGAUAUAAAAUUAUCAACCUAUCCAUUCAUAUGUCUUAAUCCUCAAGUGGAGCUGUGGAGCAUCUUCUUUGCAAGCUUUAAUCCUGUUUUUUGCCUCACAGAUUUACUGCUCUUGACCAUUUCUUGAUCGAUAAACACUGCUUCACUCCAAACACUUCAGUAUCCAGUUCAGCGUUGACCUUAAGUAUCCAGUUGUGCAUCUUUACCGGUUUCCUGUGUCCAGCAUCUUCAAGACAGACUAAGCUAACUUUUUAUAUUUUUUGCACAUUUAUUAUUUAGGUUUAGACAGUACUGUUAUUGUAGGUUAGGAGUAGGUUAGAUUUAGUCUAGAGUAUUUAGUUUGUAUAGUUUAGCUUUUAAUGCUAGUGUAGGGACAGUUAAGUUGGCUAAUUAAUUUAGUUCAAGUCAUUUACAAUUGCAUAUUGUUGUUGUAAUAUUUUGUGAGUUAUUGUUGUACAAGCUAUUCUAUAUCGCAGGACCACGUGAGACGAGGAAAACCAGUGCAGGCCCGUGUGUGACCAAGAAGACCAGUGCAGGACCACGUGAGACGAGGAAGACCCGUGCAGGCCCGCUGACCGAGAAGACCAGGGCAUUAGUUUAACUGUUGCAAUUCCUCGUCUUGACACUACAAACUUCAGUGUUCAAGAUGCCGAGGAAGGGCAAGCGAUCCCAGGCUCAGAAAGUGCGUUGGAGAAAGCCUGAUGAGGAUGCACUCACCCCAACUCAUUCUCCAGCCUACAAGGUGCCACGUCUCUCUGAGUCUCCCCGGAGGAGAGAGGCAGGGCCUUCUUUCGGUGACUUUCUUCCUCGCCGUGGCACUGGUACACGCCAUCGUGUGAGGAAAUGGCCAGUUUCAGUCACGGGCUGCCAACACAAACUGGUCAUCCCAGCUGAGUCUCCUGAUAAGAAGUUUGUUCUUAUUGUAGGAGCGUCCCAUCUGCGCUCCAUUGCAGACGGGAUUGUGCCGAUGCCAGAGGGAAUGCUUUCCUUUGGUGUCAUGUCCACACCAGGGGCCUGUGCGUCCCACCUGAGGACCGAGUUACGCAACGCUGUCGUACCUCGGACCCCGGAUGCAGUCUGCAUCAUGGCCCCCAGCAACAACCUGACAGCCAGCCGGACCCCCCUUGAGGCAGGAGCUGAUUUCCUGAAGCUCCUGAAGAGUGCCGAUGGUCGUUGGCCCGGAAAGGUCUUUGUGUUGGACUUUGUGCCACGUCUGACUGUUGAUCCUUAUCUACAAGAGCUCUUUAGUCAAGAGUUCCAUAGAGUGGCAGCAGGAAUGCGUAUCAAGUACUACUCGUCUUCUCGCCACUUCCCUUUGGACAACUUGGACCUGUGGAGCCCAGAUGGUGUUCACUUGAGUGAUGGCGAAGGCAUGGUGGUCCUUGCUCAUUUGCUGUGGGCUGCAGCUUACGAGCAUCUGGAGGCACCUGUACUGAAACCGCAGGCCGCUCCCAGGACAUCAUUGCCUGUUCGUCACUUCACUCCAAGGGUCGUUGUGAGGGGAGAGGUCAUCGUGCCUCGCCCCUCUAACCCUUAUGAGUGGACCUCUGUGGAGAAGGGCAGGAAGAGGAACCUACCUGAGGAACCUGCACAGUCCUCUAGCGCACCCAAAAAGACGGAGGUUCAACAGCAGGAGUGCUUCAUACCGCUCAACCCAGUGAGGUUCAGCAGUUCCAUUUUGGCUGCCAUGGAUGCUGUUGUCCCUUCCCAUCUUCCGACCCCUGAACACUCCGACACUGCUGUUCCACAAGACAAAACGAAACCUGUUGUGGAACGCAGGCGGAAAGCUCCCAGGCCCACGCCUGCCAGUCAUUUGAGCGUGGCUGCUGCUGCUGCAGAGGCUCAGGUGACACCAUGCGUGGUGGACACAUCCCCAGAGCCAUCACUUGCCACAGCUGUGGAAGUGAUUGCCGCUGCUGCGGAGCCAUCACCUGUCACGGCUGUGGAAGUGGCUGCUGCUGCUGCUGCUGCGGAGACACCCAAAGCACAGACACCUCCACGGCCAAGAAGCUUCUGGAUAAUCGAUGAUGCACCCACCUGUUCCCGUUAUCCAACUACAAAGUGGAAACACGAAAAGGCUAUUUUGUCUGUGAGGGCAACCCAUUGUCAAAAUGAUGCCAGAUACAACACCUUCAGCAGAAAUCAUCAGUGCACCUGCAUGGCUCUUACAUUUCUGGCCUACCACAACGAGGGAUUACAGAUCAACACCACUUACCUUGACAGAGUACUUGAGCAGGGAGAUUUGCUCUAUGUUGGGAUCAAAAACCAGCUACUGUUGGAGAGGCGAUAUGUUGAUGACCACCUGACCGUUGAGGAAAUGCCACAGCAGGUUCUAACUGACACCAGUGUCUACAAUGUGCACAUGUCUUCAGUAAGAUGUGGAUACCUGAAGGCCCAAGAAGGAAACCUUGGUGGCUGGUUGACUCUGGAUGCACAGCUUCAGUCUCUGUCAACACAUCCAGUUGAGUGA
Molecule: messenger RNA, 2493 nt
Organism: Dicentrarchus labrax (European seabass)
Lineage: Eukaryota; Metazoa; Chordata; Actinopteri; Moronidae
Exons: 19
Coding region: 670-2493 (607 amino acids)
Source: RefSeq, a predicted model, not a curated record